Molecule: messenger RNA, 866 nt
Organism: Ochotona princeps (American pika)
Lineage: Eukaryota; Metazoa; Chordata; Mammalia; Lagomorpha; Ochotonidae
Product: mitochondrial adenyl nucleotide antiporter SLC25A23-like
Exons: 6
Biological process (GO): transmembrane transport
Molecular function (GO): calcium ion binding; ATP transmembrane transporter activity
Source: RefSeq, a predicted model, not a curated record
GAGGGGAGGGCAGGGGCGCCCCCCUCGUGCCUCCCCCGCCACCCUGAGGCCGCUGCGCCCCUCCCCCCCACCCACCCACCCACCCCGGGGCAGGAGCCAUGCGGGGGGGUGCCGGCGGCGAUGCAGAGAGGCAGCAGCGCUGGGGUCGCCUCUUCCAGGAGCUAGACAUUAACAAGGAUGGCCGCGUGGACGUGCAUGAGUUGCGCCAGGGCCUGGCCAAGCUGGGCGGAGGUGAUCCGGAUCGCGGUGCCCAACAGGCCAUCUCCCCUGAGGGGGACACUGACCCGGAUGUUGGACUCAACCUGGAAGAAUUUUCGCAGUACCUGCAGGAGAGGGAAAAGCGACUGCUACUCAUGUUCCGAAGCCUGGAUCGGAACCAAGACGGUCACAUCGACGUCUCUGAGAUCCAGCAGAGUUUCCGAGCCCUGGGGAUCUCCAUCUCGCAAGAACAAGCCCAGAAAAUUCUGCUCAGCAUGGACCGCGACGGCACCAUGACCGUUGACUGGCAGGAAUGGCGCGACCACUUCCUGCUGCACUCCCUGGAAAACGUGGAGGAUGUGUUGUUUUUCUGGAAGCAUUCCACAGUCCUGGACAUCGGUGAGUGCCUGACGGUGCCCGAUGAGUUCUCCCAGCAAGAGAAGCUGACUGGCAUGUGGUGGAAGCAGCUGGUGGCGGGCGCCGUGGCGGGUGCUGUGUCACGGACGGGCACGGCCCCUCUGGAUCGCCUCAAAGUCUUCAUGCAGGUGCACGCCUCCAAGACCAACCGGCUGAAUAUCCUGGGGGGUCUGCGUAGCAUGAUCCGCGAGGGGGGUGUCCUUUCCCUGUGGCGUGGCAACGGCAUCAACGUGCUCAAAAUUGCACCUGAG